CUCCGCCUCGCCUCUGAGCCCCGCCUCGAGCCUCGGUUCCUGUGGGCGCGCAGGAGCAGUGGUGCGCGCGCUGGCCUGGAGGCCAACCCGGCGGCCCCGCUAGAAGUUAUCCUGGCCCGGCAGGCUGUGCGCGGGCAAGAUGGCGGCGGCCGGCGAGCACGCGAGCUUUUUCCGCAGCAGCCUCUUUUCCUUCCUCCCUGGUGGCACGCGAUCUGACGUGACUGACGACCUGGCGACAGAUGCGCGGGGCCGCGGCGCGCGGCGCAAGGAGACCGUCGUUCCGCCCCCGACUCCGGGCCAGGCGCCUGCCCCGGAGGCGACGGGCACCCAGGACGCCUCGCAUAAGCGGCCCUGCCGUGCCUGCGUAGACUUCAAGACGUGGAUGAGGACCCAGCAGAAGGUGCAGCGGGACAGGAAGUUUAGGGAGGAUUGUCCCCAGGAUCGCGAGGAACUGGGCCGCCACAGCUGGGCUCUGCUUCACACCCUGGCCGCCUACUACCCGGAGCAUCCCACCCCAGAACAGCAGCAAGACAUGGCCCAAUUCAUACAUUUAUUUUCCAAGUUUUACCCGUGUGAGGAGUGUGCUGAAGACAUAAGGGAGAGGAUAGGCAGGAACCAGCCAGACACUCGAACUCGGGCAUCCUUCACCCAGUGGCUAUGCCGUCUGCACAACGAGGUGAACCGAAAGCUGGGCAAGCCCGACUUUGACUGCUCACAGGUGGAUGAACGCUGGCGUGACGGCUGGAAGGAUGGCUCCUGUGAUUAAAGGAGGGCACCCCACCCCCUCGGUCUGGAGAGGGGUGGGACACUGAUUAAAGUGCAUCUGAACCCCAGAGCCUGUUGUGUCUCAGCAGGACAGUUCCCAGGACACUGCUCACAGACCCCUCCCCUCAGGCAGAAUACAGUAGAAAUGGAGGUGCCCACUGAAAGAAUUCUAUGGCCUCCACCUCACGUGAGGCUCCAUGGACUGCAGGUGAUAGAGGCAGGACCAGUCAUGCUGCCACUUGCCAGUCAGCAUGUGCCCUCCUGCCUCAGCUCCAUAACAGGGACCUAAUUCCCCCCAAAGAAAGAUAGAGGGCAUGGUUGGGGUUCCCUGUGCCUUCUCCUUGAGGUCAGGCCACUGUGUAGCUGGGGAUGCACUCAGCACUGUGGUCUCAAUGGCUCUGUGCUGUUGCUUCUAGAAUGAGGCCUGGGGGCUGGGGAUUUAGCUCAGCGGCAAAAGCGCCUGCCUAGAAUGAGGCCUGCACUGUGCUUAGUCUCCAUAGGAAAAGCUCAGGCAGUUUUUAUCUGAAGGUCCCACUCCUCAUGCUGCUCAUUCCCUGACAGGUACACAACCUUUCAUAACAGUGGUAAGGCUUGUCUGAAGGUCAUCCUGGGGGCAGCUUCCUUAGAGUUUUGAGACCAAAAUAAAAUGCUGGGGAAGUGACUGAAA
Chinchilla lanigera (long-tailed chinchilla) is the source of this 1432-nucleotide messenger RNA. RefSeq names its product growth factor, augmenter of liver regeneration (gene Gfer). The coding region runs from base 140 to 766 and encodes 208 amino acids. Gene Ontology annotation, molecular function: flavin adenine dinucleotide binding; flavin-dependent sulfhydryl oxidase activity. The record is from RefSeq and is a predicted model, not a curated record. NCBI's taxonomy places the organism in Eukaryota, Metazoa, Chordata, Mammalia, Rodentia, Chinchillidae. Gene Ontology annotation, biological process: liver development. Gene Ontology annotation, cellular component: mitochondrion. The transcript has 3 exons.